Messenger RNA from Pimephales promelas (fathead minnow), 1539 nucleotides. RefSeq lists its product as uncharacterized. Lineage: Eukaryota; Metazoa; Chordata; Actinopteri; Cypriniformes; Leuciscidae. The record is from RefSeq and is a predicted model, not a curated record.
AGCUCAGAUGAUGUGAAGUAAUCAGUAAAACACAUCAAAACUGUUCAAGAUGAUUUGACUGAUUGUAGAGUUUCUCAUGAAUUUACUACAGAGCAGCUUCAUAUCAGCGCGUCUGUCAUUUAAUUACUGUUUUGUAGAGUUUGUCUUCAUAUUUGUGGACUGAAGAUGUUUCACCCUGUUUUGUUCUGUUUGUGUUUCUGGCGUCUGGUUGGUGUGUUUGGUUCUUCAGCAUAUGAAAAAUAUGAAGAAUAUGAAGGAUAUGAAAUAUUCCCAGCGCCAACGCCAGUGCCAGUGCCAACGCCAGUGCCAGUGCCAGUGUUAGUGUCAGUGUCAGUGAUAGAGGGAGAUUCAGUCUCUCUAAACUCUGAUCUUACUGAAAUAAAGGAUGAUGAUGUGAUUCAGUGGAGGUUUGGAAACACUGUAAUAGCUGACAUCAAUAAACGGGCCGACAGAAACACUGUACAUGAUGAUGUUCUUGAUGGGAGAUUCAGAGACCGACUGAAGCUGGACAAUCAAACUGGAUCUCUGACCAUCACACACACCACAACUGAACAUGAUGGAGAUUAUCAACUAAAGAUCAACCGUAAGAUCAAGAUAUUCAGUCUCUUUGUCAUUGUCCUGGUGUCAGUGAUGGAGGGAGAUUCAGCAACUCUAAACUCGAAUCUUACUGAAAUGAAGGAUGAUGAUGUGAUUCAAUGGAAGUUUGGAAAUAAAAAAACUCUGAUAGCGGAAAUUAAUAAACGGGCCAACAGCAUCACUCUAUAUGAUGUUCUUGAUGGGAGAUUCGGAGACCGACUGAAGCUGGACACACAAACUGGAUCUCUGACCAUCACACACACCACAACUGAACAGACUGGACGUUUUCACCAACAGAUCAACAGUGUGAUCAAGAGUUUCUGUCUCGCUGUCAUUGUUGACGUGGAGUUAGUGUCGGUGAUGGCGGGAGAUUCAGUCUCUCUAAAGUCGAAUCUUACUGAAAUGAAGGGUUAUGAUGUGAUUCGGUGGGGGUUUGGAUUGGGAAACACUGUACUAGUUGACGUCAAUAAAUGGUUUGACAGAAUCACUGUGUGUGAUGAUGUUCUUGAUGGGAGAUUCAGAGACCGACUGAAGCUGGACAAUCAAACUGGAUCUCUGACCAUCACAAACACCACAACUGAACAUGAUGGAGAUUAUCAACUACUGAUGUAUGCAGAAGGGAGAUUUUUCACAUCAAAAAUAUUCAGAGUUUCUGUCUAUGACCACUGGUGUGGUCCUACUGAAGCUGUGAUCCGAUUGGUUCUCUCUGCUCUGGUGGGCGUGGCUACUGUCGUCAUUCUGGUUUAUCACAUCAGAUCCAGAAGAGCUGAACAAGAUCAAGCACAUAUUCCCGCAUCAGGUAUUGAAACCUAAAGCAGAAAACUGAACUUUGAAGGUUUUUCAAGUGUGUUUUUUGUUUCUCUAGUGUUUUUGUCAUAAAUAAUAUUGAUGAUUAUUUCAGCUUCUGUAUACUUUCAGUGUCAGAUUUUUAAAAUAUAUUUUGUGUAAGGCUUUGUUUACAUU